Molecule: messenger RNA, 2407 nt
Organism: Sorghum bicolor (sorghum)
Lineage: Eukaryota; Viridiplantae; Streptophyta; Magnoliopsida; Poales; Poaceae
Product: probable serine/threonine-protein kinase PBL7
Exons: 5
Coding region: 276-1658 (460 amino acids)
Biological process (GO): protein phosphorylation
Molecular function (GO): ATP binding; protein kinase activity
Source: RefSeq, a predicted model, not a curated record
AUAAAACACCCAAAUUUGCCAGCCAAUAGUUUGGACCUCCGCUACCAGCCCAAAGUCCCGCUUUUGUUUAUUAUAUUACGCUUCCCCAGUCUUGACUCCCCCUCCCCCUUUCUCUCUCUCUCUCUCCGGCGGGGCGGCCGGAAAUCUCCCCAAAUUCAGCUGGUUUCACGGGAGAGAUCGGCCGGUGGGGGGGAAAGGACGAGUCUUGAGCUGGAUUUCUUGGCGGAUUGGCUCGCAUUCGCAGGAACUGUGUGUCUGUGUUCAGGAACGGGGAGAUGAGCUGCUUACCGUGCUCCGGUUCGUCGGGGAAGGAGGCCAAGAGCUUGGCGGCGCUCUCGCCGACGCCCCGGCCUGCGGCGAAGGCAGCACCAGUUCGAUCAAAUUCACGUGCUUCGGGCUCCAAGAAGGAAGAUUCUGUACCUGUUCGCAGAGGAGGAAACAUUCCACAUGGCCCGGCACAGAUUUUCACUUUCCGGGAGUUGGCUAUCGCUACCAAGAAUUUCAGGAAAGAUUGCCUAUUGGGAGAAGGUGGCUUUGGUCGUGUGUAUAAAGGACGCAUGGAAAAUGGACAGGUCAUUGCUGUGAAACAACUUGAUAGAAACGGUUUUCAAGGAAAUCGUGAAUUUCUUGUGGAGGUUCUCAUGCUAAGCCUCUUGCACCAUCCUAAUCUGGUUAGAUUAAUUGGCUAUUGUGCAGAUGGUGACCAGCGCCUCCUAGUUUACGAAUAUAUGUUGUUGGGAUCACUAGAAAAUCAUCUGUUUGGCCCACCAGACAAGGAACCUCUUGACUGGAAUACAAGGAUGAAGAUUGCUGCCGGUGCAGCGAAGGGUCUGGAGUAUCUUCAUGAUAAGGCAAAUCCACCAGUCAUAUACAGAGAUUUCAAAUCAUCAAACAUUCUGCUCGGUGAAGACUACUACCCGAAGCUGUCUGAUUUUGGGCUUGCAAAACUUGGUCCAGUUGGUGACAAAACUCAUGUAUCAACACGAGUUAUGGGAACAUAUGGAUAUUGCGCUCCUGAAUAUGCCAUGACAGGACAGUUGACAUUAAAAUCUGAUGUUUACAGCUUUGGUGUUGUGUUCCUUGAACUUAUUACAGGCCGCAAAGCAAUCGAUCACACCCAGCCUUCAGGGGAGCAAAAUCUUGUUGCAUGGGCUCGUCCACUUUUCAGAGACCGAAGGAAGUUCUGCCAACUCGCUGAUCCAUCGCUGCAAGGUCGGUACCCCAAAAGGGGUUUGUACCAGGCUUUAGCUGUUGCAGCUAUGUGUUUGCAGGAGCAAGCAGCAUCUCGGCCACUGAUAGGAGAUGUCGUCACUGCACUAUCUUAUCUAGCUGCACAUCCCUAUGAUCCAAAUGUGCCUUCCACAAAGGAUUCGAGGACCUGCCCAUCUACCCCAAGGGCAAAAACACACCGAAGAACCACCAGUGUUCCUGAUGCUCAACAUGCUGCUGAGUCGCUUAUGUUGAACUUCCCAGACUUGAGGAAGGAGACUGUCAGAGGAGGGAAAUUUGAGAAGGAUGGUACUGAAGGUUCUGGCAGCAGCAGUAGCUCUGGAAGGAAUGAUGGCCUUGAUGUUCCGCAACUUCUGGCCGGCAAAGCUUGCAGUGAAGGUGAUAACGUUCAGAAGUCCACCAUUAAGGUUGGUGCCCGUGAGAACUAGAAUGCAGAGCCGCCGAGCCGGGGGGGAAUUCCGCGGGCAGCUUUGAUAGUGCGGGGAACGAUGGCCUCCGUGUUUGCUAUCAAUUUUGCCAGGAAACUUCGUCACUUGGCGUGAGUCUCUUUUUGAAAGGGACAAUUGUCGAGAGUUGAGUAAUACUACUGCAACAGGCUUGUUUCUGCGGACCCAGAUAGCCUCAUGCUCCACGGUUGGGUUUUAGUUGCCUCCAUGGAGCUGUUUUACAAAUCUUCCAGGUUAUACAUGAAGACACAGGCUGAUGAAUGGAAGAAGUAUUUUUGUUGCUGAGAUUCAGACCUUAGACUCUUAGAGUGUGCAUUUUUAUGAGAAUCGGCUACAUUCUUAAUGUCACCAACACACCAGCUUUCGCUUGUGAUGACUACCUGCAGUAUGCGUCAUUCAAGAAUGUGGGAGAGUCUUCUUCUUGUAGGAACCACGAUUUGUGUGACAAUGUGCUGACAGAGUUGCAUCCCGGAUUGUGUCUGUACACGUAAAUGGGUUGUUUGUAUGUAGAGCUGUCCAUAGAUUUAUUAUUUUUCCUUCGUCAGUGUGAUGUAAAGGGGUGAUUUGCAGACAACAUGCCAGAAGUAGCUCUUUAGUUUGUACAGGAAAAAGGUUGUUCGAUUUUUGUUUGCUUGGUACUGUAAUAUUGACUCUCAUAUACUAUUGUACGAAUGGGGAAGAACACUGACCCUUGUGGUUGGUACUUGGAUGCUGCUUCUCUUUGGUUUUAA